AUGUAUAUCAAGUCCAUGGUUGUAGAUGGCUUCAAGUCUUAUGCACAGAGAACAGAAAUCAACGGGUUUGAUCCGCUUUUUAACGCCAUAACUGGGUUAAAUGGAAGUGGUAAAUCCAACAUCUUGGAUGCGAUUUGUUUUUUGCUGGGAAUAACAAACUUGACACAUGUAAGAGCUGGUAAUCUUCAAGAUUUGGUGUAUAAAUGUGGACAAGCUGGUGUUUCUAAAGCUACAGUUAGUAUUACUUUUGAUAAUAAAGAUAAGAAGCAAAGUCCUUUUGGAUAUGAGCAGUAUGAAGAAAUUACAGUUACCCGUCAGGUUGUUAUUGGUGGAAGAAAUAAAUACCUUAUCAAUGGUAGUAAUGCCAAUAAUACUAGAGUUCAGGAUUUAUUUCACUCAGUUCAACUUAAUGUUAAUAAUCCACAUUUUCUCAUUAUGCAAGGCCGAAUUACCAAAGUCCUCAAUAUGAAGCCCCCAGAGAUUUUAUCUUUAAUUGAAGAAGCUGCUGGUACUAGACUGUAUGAAUCUAAGAAGGAGUCAGUAAAGAAAACCAUUGAGAAAAAAGAUGCUAAAUUACGAGAAAUUGAAUCUGUACUUAAUGAAGAUAUAACACCAACAUUAAGUAAAUUAAGAGAAGAAAGGUCAUCAUAUUUAGAAUAUCAGAAGAUUAUUAGAGAAUUAGAUCAUUUGAAUAAGUUGUAUAUUGCUUAUACUUAUGUCUGUGCUGAGGAGAAGAAGAAACGGUCUCAUGAUGAACUCAAUGAAAUAACAGAACAAACAGAAAGUUUGAAAACUAAAAUUACUAAUUUAGAAAGACUGAUUACUGAUAUAACAGAAUCUAUUGUAGAGUUAGAGAAGAAGAGAGAUGAGGCAUCAGGAAGUGCUAUGGAGAAAUGUGAAAGUGUCCUGAAAGAAAAGCAGAAAGAAUUUACCUUAUGUCAGAGUGGUAUUGAGAGGAAGAAAGAAAGUUUAAAAGCUGAAGAGAAGAAGAAGAAACAGUUGAUGAAGAAUUGUGAUGAGGAUAAGAAAACAUUAAAUGCACACAGUAAACAACUAGAGAGUGUUGAUGACUCAUUAAGUAAGUUAAAAGAAGAAAAAGAAGCGAGUGAAGAAAGUUAUAAAGCUGCUCAGAAACAUCUACAUGCUGUAACUGUUGGGUUAUCAUCUAAUGAUGAUGGUAAUGAUGCUUCAUUAACAGACCAGUUAAUUUCUGCUGAAGAUGAGAUAAGCACUGCUAAUACUGAUAUAUUGUCAGCUCAAAAUAAAUUGAAGCAUUUUGAGAAGGAAUUAAAACAACAAGAAAGUGGUAUAAAACAUGGAAAAGAUGAUUAUAAAAAAGACCAGACUUUAUUAGAAAACAUCAAACAACAUAUGACUAAAUUAGAGAAUGAGAUUAAGAAAACUGGAUAUGAAGAAGGUCAAGAAGAAAAAUUAGCAACCGAAAGAAGAAAUUUAAUAAAGGAAGUUGAGGGUUUGAAUGGAAAAUUACACAUGUUACAAUCUAGAUUUCCUCAUUUAAAUUUUGAAUAUAGCAAUCCAGAAAGUAAUUUUGAUAGAAGUAAGGUUAAGGGUUUAGUUUGUAAAUUGAUUCAAGUCAAAAAUGAAAGAACAGCAACGUCAUUAGAAGUAGCUGCUGGUGGAAAGCUGUAUAAUGUUGUAGUUGAUACUGAAGUCACUGCUAAAAAAUUACUACAGAAAGGAGAAUUAAAGAAACGUUACACAUUUAUACCUAUAAAUAAGAUUUCAUCAAGAUCAAUUGAUCCUCAAAUUGUAAAGAAAGCUGAAAAUUUGGUUGGUAAAGAAAAUGUAAGUACAGCAUUAAGUUUAGUUGGAUAUGAGAAAGAUUUACAAACAGCUAUGCAGUAUGUAUUUGGUAGUUGUUUUAUUUGCCCUGAUAUGGAUACAGCUAAGAAAGUCACAUAUAAUGAUGGUGUAUUGAAGAAAACUGUUACAUUUGAUGGUGAUUCUUUUGAUCCAGCUGGUACAUUAACUGGAGGUGCUCGAAAACAAAACUCUGGUAUCUUACAAAAAUUACAAGAAAUAAAAGAAGUAGAAGACGUAUUAAAAGGAAAAGAAAGUGAAGUGAAGAAUAUUGAUAAUGAAUUGACUAAUCUUAAAAAGAAUAGUGAAAGAUAUGUUCAGUUUAAAAGAGAAUAUGAUUUAAAGAAACAAGAAGCUGAUUUAGUUAGUAUUAAGUUGGAACAAAAUACACAUCAUAAACAAUUACAAGUUGUCAAUAGUAUAAAGGAAUCUAUAGCUGAACAGAAGAACAUCCAGACUGAAUCAGAAGAAAAGAAGAAAAAAGCAACACAGAAAGUAAAGGAAUUAAAGAAUAAAUUACAAAAUGCUAAAGCUGUACGUGAAAAUGAAUUGAAGGAAGCAGAAGAUAAAUUAAGUAAAGCUAAAAAGAAAAUGGAGGAUUAUGGUAAAAAGUUAAAAGAUAAACUUCAGGAUAUUGAUGGUGUCAAAUUAGAAGCUGAAGAAUUAAAGAAAGAAAUAUCUAAUAAUGAGAAUCAGUUAAAAGCUACAGAAGAAGCUAUUGAAGAAUUGAAGAAAGAAAUAGAAGAACUAUUAGAGGGCUGUGAUGAACAAAAGUUGGCAGUGACUCAGGCUCAAGAGGAUGUCAAUAAACAGAAAGAAUUAUUAAAAUCUAGAAAUAAAGAAAUAACAGAGAAAGUAGGAGAACAACGCAAUAAACAGAAAGAAUUGAAGGCAGCUCAGUUAGAAAUUCAAGAUCUAGAACAUAAAAUCAGUAAACAUCAGAAAGAUACUAGAGAUGCUGUUAAAUUGGUUGAAAGUAUGUUACAAGAAUAUGAUUGGAUUGCUGAAGAAAAGAAAUAUUUUGGUCAGCCCAACACCAGUUAUGAUUUUAAAGUUAAUGAUCCUAAGGAAGCUGAAAGAAGAAUUAGUAAUUUAACUGCUACUAAAGAGAAAUUGUCAAAGAAUGUUAAUAUGAGAGCUAUGAAUAUGUUGGGUAAAGCUGAAGAACAGUAUAAUGAUUUGAUAAAGAAAAGACAAAUAGUUUUGAAUGAUAAAGCUAAAAUAGCAUCAGUUAUAAUUGAAUUAGAUGAGAAAAAGAAUGAGGCAUUGAAAAAAGCUUGGUCACAAGUCAACAAGGAUUUCAACUCUAUUUUCUCAUCACUAUUACCUGGUACUCAAGCUAAACUAUCACCACCAGAUGGUAAAACUGUUCUUGAUGGUUUAGAAGUUAAAGUAGCUUUUGCUGAUGUUUGGAAAGAAUCACUGAGUGAACUUAGUGGUGGUCAGAGAUCAUUGGUGGCCCUGUCUCUUAUUUUAUCAUUAUUAUUAUUUAAACCAGCACCAAUAUAUAUCUUAGAUGAAGUUGAUGCUGCUCUAGAUUUAUCUCAUACUCAAAACAUCGGUCAAAUGAUAAAGAGUCAUUUCCAACAUUCUCAGUUUAUUGUGGUAUCAUUGAAAGAUGGUAUGUUUACUAACGCCAAUAUCUUAUUUAAAACUAAAUUUAUUGAUGGUGUAUCUACAGUUACUCGUCAUGUUCAACAGACAUCUAAACCUAAUGCUAUCACAGCUAAUAAACAAAAAGAAAAACAGAAACAAAGAAAAGAACUUGCUUGAAGAAUAAUUCUGUAUACCAUGUAUAUAUGAGUAUAGUGCUUGUUAGAUAUUAUGUAAUCAGUAGAAUAAACAUUAAUAUAAGCAUU
Molecule: messenger RNA, 3680 nt
Organism: Lottia gigantea (owl limpet)
Lineage: Eukaryota; Metazoa; Mollusca; Gastropoda; Lottiidae
Exons: 25
Coding region: 1-3594 (1197 amino acids)
Biological process (GO): chromosome organization
Cellular component (GO): chromosome
Molecular function (GO): ATP hydrolysis activity; protein binding; ATP binding
Source: RefSeq, a predicted model, not a curated record